AUGGCUUUGUCUCAUCAGCACUGGUGGGAGAUGCUGCUGCUCCUUCUGCUCACAAAUGCUUUUGUCCUUCUGCCCUGGGCUGGGGCUGGAAGGAUCAUUGAUGGUCAGAAAGUGAAGCCCCACUCCAGACCGUACAUGGCUCAUUUAAAAAUUCAAAGAGGAUCACAAACUAGUUACUGUGGAGGGUUCCUGAUUCGCCCAGACGCCGUGCUCUCAGCAGCUCACUGUGUGGAUAAAGAAGGAGUGAGGGUCACUGUGACUCUGGGAGCCCACAAUAUAAGGCUCUGGGAAUGGAGCCAGCAGAAGAUCCGUGUUGGACACUGGGUCGUGCAUCCCAAAUAUUCCCGUGUUGGCUUGAAAAAUGACAUUGUGCUGCUGAAGCUGGAGAAAAACGCCCGGAUCAAUAAGAAUGUGCAGAUUAUCCCCAUUCCUGAUGAAAAAGAAAGUGUGAGAGAAGGAGCUUUAUGUAAUGUGAGUGGUUGGGGCUGGACAUCCAUGAAAGGGCACAAAUCUAAUGUGUUGAUGGAGGUAGAACUGAAGGUGCAAAAAGAGGAAAUAUGUCAGCAGCGCUCCAGUAACUUCCAGCAUCAGUCUAUGCUCUGUGUUGGUGAUGAAUGCAGUAAAAAGGCAACUUCCAAGGGUGAUUCUGGAGGCCCAUUAGUCUGCAACAAGAAGGCUCAUGGCAUUGUUUCUCAUGGAUAUGGAGACUGCCUCUUCCCUGAGGUAUUCACCAGGAUCUCACACUUUGAGCCCUGGAUACGUGAGCAGCUGAGGAGGUUUGCACUCCAAGAUAUUCCUGGCUCUCCAUCCUCUGGCUGAAAUGCUCAGUGCCCCUUCUGCACAAUGCAUCCAACACCUGCUGGUGCUCAGAAGCUCCCAGGGGCAGCUGGAGGGGAGUCAGAGAAGCCCCUGUGGUGCAGGCACAGGCUUUGGCACUGAGGAGAGUCUCCAUGGCAAGGUACAAAUGCAGCUCCCAAGCACACCCAGCUUCCCAUUGCUCCCCUCCUCCCACUGCUGCUCCAGCUCUGCUUCUGGCCAUCAAUAAAAGCAUGUUCAAACUC
This is a messenger RNA of Motacilla alba alba, 1061 nucleotides long. Its product is annotated as cathepsin G-like. The record is from RefSeq and is a predicted model, not a curated record. Lineage: Eukaryota; Metazoa; Chordata; Aves; Passeriformes; Motacillidae. The coding region runs from base 1 to 819 and encodes 272 amino acids. Gene Ontology annotation, cellular component: cytoplasm; intracellular membrane-bounded organelle. The transcript has 5 exons. Gene Ontology annotation, molecular function: serine-type endopeptidase activity. Gene Ontology annotation, biological process: proteolysis.